Molecule: messenger RNA, 1680 nt
Organism: Penicillium cinerascens
Lineage: Eukaryota; Fungi; Ascomycota; Eurotiomycetes; Eurotiales; Aspergillaceae
Product: putative MFS sugar transporter
Exons: 2
Coding region: 1-1680 (559 amino acids)
Biological process (GO): transmembrane transport
Cellular component (GO): membrane
Molecular function (GO): myo-inositol:proton symporter activity
Source: RefSeq, a predicted model, not a curated record
AUGGCAGACGAAAAGAGCGUCAAGGACGCCGAGGCGCCCCAGAGCACCUGGAACAAGGAUGGCGUUGCCGAAGAGUUCGACGAGGUGGCUGAUCAAAAGCUGUCCAUCCGAACAGAGGCUGUGAUGGAUGCUGAGCUCGCCCAACUCGAAGAGCAGCUGCCGUCGCUGAAGAAGCCUCGCACCGAGAUCGAGAUUACCUUCUCCAAUCCCGCCGUCUUCACCUGGGUCCUUGUGGCCUUUGCCUCUAUGGGUGGUAUGCUCUCUGGUCUGGACCAGUCGCUGAUUAGCGGUGCCAACCUUGACCUCCCCGGCGCUCUGAAUCUCAAUAGUGGACAGAGUAGUUUGGUCGAUUCUGGUAUGCCUCUUGGUGCUGUUGCUGGUGCUCUCAUCCUUUCCCCGUCGAACGAGUACCUUGGCCGUCGCAUGUCUAUCAUUGUUUCUUGUAUCUUGUACACCAUCGGUGCUGGCCUGGAGGCUGGCGCUAUCAGCUUCGAUAUGAUCUUCGCUGGCCGUUUCAUCCUUGGUAUGGGUGUUGGUCUGGAAGGUGGUACCGUGCCUGUUUACGUCGCGGAGUGUGUGCCCCGCAAGCUCCGUGGUAACCUCGUCUCGCUCUAUCAAUUCAACAUCGCCCUUGGUGAAGUCCUCGGCUACGCUGUCGCCGCCAUCUUCUUCGAUGUCCCGGGGAACUGGCGCUACAUUCUCGGCUCCUCUCUCGUCUUCUCCACCAUCCUUCUCGUGGGAAUGCUCUUCCUGCCCGAGAGCCCCCGCUACCUAAUGCACAAGGGCCACGAAGUAGCCGCCUAUUCCGUCUGGAAGAAGAUCCGCGGCUUCGCCGACUUCGAAUCCAAAGACGAGUUCCUAGGCAUGCGCCAAGCCGUAACCGCCGAAUCUGAAGAACAAGCCCGCACCAAGAAAUACGCAUGGAUGGACUUCUUCACCGUGCCGCGCGCCCGCCGCGCCAUCGUCUACGCCAACAUCAUGAUCGUCCUUGGCCAGUUCACCGGUGUCAACGCAAUCAUGUACUACAUGUCGACCCUAAUGGGCGCCAUCGGCUUCGACCAGCGCACUUCCAUCUUCAUGUCCCUCGUUGGCGGCGGUUCCCUUCUUCUGGGUUGUAUCCCCGCCGUCCUGUACAUGGAGCGUUUCGGUCGCCGCUACUGGGCCAACGUCAUGCUGCCCGGCUUCUUCAUCGGCCUCGUCCUCGUCGGCGCAGGUUACACAAUCGACUACCAAAAGUACCCCGCUGCCGCAGAGGGUGUCUACCUAACCGGUAUCAUCUUGUACAUGGGUUUCUUCGGCUCUUACGCUUGUCUUACCUGGGUCAUCCCGUCCGAAGUCUUCCCAACAUACCUCCGUUCCUACGGAAUGACAACCGCCGACGCAAACCUCUUCCUGUGCUCGUUCAUCGUCACCUACAACUUCACCCGCAUGAUGGAGUCCAUGUCCCGUAUCGGACUGACUCUCGGUUUCUACGGUGGUAUUGCCGUGGUGGGCUGGUUCUACCAGAUUAUCUUCAUGCCGGAGACCAAGAACAAGUCUCUUGAGGAGAUCGAUGAGCUGUUCUCGCAGCCUACUUCCGUUAUUGUGAAGCGGAAUAUGAAGCAGACUGCCGAGGUUAUCCGGGAUCUGUCUCACUUCCGCUUCCGCAAGGUGUUUUCGCCUGAGCCUUAUUCAUCUUAG